Molecule: messenger RNA, 2018 nt
Organism: Salvia splendens (bonfire salvia)
Lineage: Eukaryota; Viridiplantae; Streptophyta; Magnoliopsida; Lamiales; Lamiaceae
Product: 12-oxophytodienoate reductase 1
Exons: 5
Coding region: 732-1832 (366 amino acids)
Molecular function (GO): oxidoreductase activity; FMN binding
Source: RefSeq, a predicted model, not a curated record
CCUUUUUUUGUUGUUGUAUAUGACUUUCGAUAUUUGCUUUAUUUUUAAAAAAUCUGGAUGCAGGAGCUUAUGUGUUCUUAAAUAGAAAUUGAACAUUGCCAAUUUGGUGUAUUCUUUAUGCUCAGUGUUGGUUUUGAAGGAUUUGUCUCUUUGUUCCCGCGGAAUAAGAAAUUUGGGCAUGAUUGGUUUAUUUCCCGUCAGAGACGAUGGUAAUCCUCUCCCAGGCACACAACAUGCUCGAUGAAAUUCCUCAAACGAAAAACUAGACAUAAAAAAACUUUAAAAAAAAAGUAAAAAACCCAAUAGUGAUAUAUGCUCCAUAUGGACUUGCCCACCAGCAAUGACGAAUACAAGUUGAAAACCAAUUUGUAUUUACCCCUCAUAAUAAAUAUUAGAUACUCCACUAUACUACAAAUCUGUACAAUCGAUGAUGCAUAAUGCUCUUAUGAAAAAUAGCUAAUAAGAUAAAUCAGCAUGCAUAAUUAUUAAUUAAUGGGUUCCCAUGUUCCCAGAAUUGAAAUUCCGAAUCUGAUUUGAUCCGCCGCCUCUAUAAUUAAUUUGUAGGUGGAGUCUCAUCCGCCGCCGCCGCCUCUAAUAAUUGGGAAAACUAACACCAAUGAUCUAAUGGCCUACGCAAUUCCCACUAGAUUCAUGUAUCUACUAUAAAUAGUCCUGUGUUUUACACAAAUAAAACAUAAACAAAAACAAAGUUAAGAGAUCAAAUCAGAGUUAUGGCAACUGAAAAUAAUGAUGUUAUUCCUUUGCUCACCCCAUACAAAAUGGGAGAAUUCGCCCUCUCCCACAGAAUAGUAUUAGCACCAUUAACCCGGGAUCGGUCAUACAACAACGUUCCACAGCCACAUGCCGCAGUAUACUACUCUCAGCGAGCAACCAAAGGUGGCCUCCUUAUCACUGAGGCAACCGGUGUAUCGGACACUGCUCAAGGAUACCCUGAUACACCUGGAAUUUGGACAAAGGAGCAUGUCGAGGCAUGGAAACCUAUAGUCGAUGCAGUUCAUCAAAAGGGUGGUGUUUUCUUCGUGCAGUUGUGGCACGUUGGUCGUGUCUCUACUAAUGAUUACCAGCCAGGUGGCCAAGCUCCACUCUCAUCGACAGACAAAGGACUGACCCCUGGCCUAUAUGGAGUAGACUGGUCUCCUCCUAGACAACUAGCCACAGAUGAAAUUCGUGGUAUUAUCAAUGAUUUCAGAUUGGCUGCACGCAAUGCUAUUGAAGCAGGAUUCGACGGUGUCGAGAUACAUGGCGCCAACGGCUACGUGAUCGAGCAGUUCAUGAAGGAUCAAGUCAACAACAGGAAAGACGAAUAUGGCGGGAGCCUGGAGAACAGGUGUCGCUUCGCUCUGGAAGUGGCGGAAGCCGUGAUCGACGAGAUAGGAGCGAAAAGAGUUGGGAUGAGACUGUCUCCGUAUUCAGAUUUCAAUGAGGCAGGGGACUCAGAUCCAGAUGGGCUUGGCCUCUACAUGGCCAAUGCACUCAGGAAGCUGGACCUCGUGUACCUCCACGUGAUCGAGCCACGAGCUGUUGGUUCAACUGUGAUUGAAGGGUGCGCUGAGGAUCAGCUCCUCCCCAUGAGGAAGGCAUUUAAAAACACCUUCAUCGCUGCUGGCGGCUUCAACAGGACUACAGGGAGCGCAGCUGUGGCUGGAGAUGGCGCGGAUUUGGUAGCGUUCGGGCGCCUGUUCUUGGCUAAUCCAGAUUUGCCAAAGAGGUACCGCUUGGAUGCUCCGCUCAACAAGUACGACAGGAACACAUUCUACACUUCUGAUCCUGUUGUUGGUUAUACUGACUAUCCGUUUCUUCAACAAGCAUAGUCUGCCUGUUUCUUUUUAGCACUGCUCAAUAAAGGAUUAUUUGGGAAAAUAUGUUAACACUGUGUGUUGUAGUUUUCCAAAUGGAUUUUAAUAUUUACUAUAUGUUACACUGCUGUGUUUUGCCAAAUUACAGUUUGUUGUAAUUGUAUGUUAUAUCCGGUUUAAACAAUUUCUGUAUGGUAAUUA